Macroventuria anomochaeta is the source of this 339-nucleotide messenger RNA. RefSeq lists its product as uncharacterized. The coding region runs from base 1 to 339 and encodes 112 amino acids. The transcript has 2 exons. Lineage: Eukaryota; Fungi; Ascomycota; Dothideomycetes; Pleosporales; Didymellaceae. The record is from RefSeq and is a predicted model, not a curated record.
AUGGCCGACGGCAAUACUUCUGCCAUUCCCGCACAGACUACCACGCUCAAGCUAUCACCCGAGGACAAGGAAGCGUUCAUAAAGCGCGCCAUGGACAAGAAACAGGAGCUCGCGAACAUCAGCACAACCUGCAGCACUCUAGAGGCCGAGUUCAACACAGUCAUGGAUAUGAAAGACACAGUCACCGACCGAUGGUUUCGGAUCACCAUUAUGGAGUCGGCGCUUGAGUAUCGUGAUAGAAUUAUGGAGCUCAGGGCUACUGUCGACAAGGUCACGCGUGAAGUUGCAGCUCUAAGCGAAGAUAUCGGGAGAGCUUCCCAGAAGCAAGAUCGUGACUGA